AUGGGUUUCGCCGUCGCCUCCAAGGGAGCCCCGCUGGCCGGCCUCCUAAAGAAGUUUCUCCUCGCCGCGCCCGCCGCCUCCGCGCUCGGCCCCAGAUCCGUCGCCGGCGCCUGCCGCCUCUUCAACACUGGGGCCCCUCCUCACCGCCGCGACGAGUCCAACGUCGAUGACUUCGUCGUCUCCGACAGUCGCCUCGCGCCCGGCUUCUCCUACCCCCCAGACGACGAUGCAAUGGAGCUGAAGGUGGCGAUGCUGGGGAUGGGGAAGGAGCAAGUGAAGCUUUCAGCGUACCAGGACGCUCUGCUGGUUAAGUGGGAGGGCGUCAAGGGAUCGGAUGGCGACGAGGACCCGGCGUGGUACAGCUGCCGCAUCAACCUCUCUGCCGACGCCUUCAAGCUGGACCAGACCAAGGCGGAGAUGAAGGAUGGGGUCCUCACGGUCACUGUGCCCAAGAUUAAGGGCGAGGUCGAUCUGAAGUGCACUGAUAUUAAGAUCGAGUAG
Messenger RNA from Miscanthus lutarioriparius, 501 nucleotides. The record is from the annotation of a GenBank genome assembly. Lineage: Eukaryota; Viridiplantae; Streptophyta; Magnoliopsida; Poales; Poaceae.